AUGUUAUGGGGGUGUAGGGAGGACACCUUAUCAAACCCCAUAGAGGACACCUUAUCCAACCCCAUAGAGGACACCUUAUCCAACCCCAUAGAGGACACCUUAUCCAACCCCGUGGAGAACAGCUUAUCCAACCCUGUGGAGGACAGCUUAUCCAACCCUGUGGAGGACAGCUUAUCCAACCCUGUGGAGGACAGCUUAUCCAACCCUGUGGAGGACAGCUUAUCCAACCCUGUGGAGGACAGCUUAUCCAACCCUGUGGAGGACAGCUUAUCCAACCCUGUGGAGGACAGCUUAUCCAACCCUGUGGAGGACACCUUAUCCAACCCUGUGGAGGACAGCUUAUCCAACCCUGUGGAGGACAGCUUAUCCAACCCUGUGGAGGACACCUUAUCCAACCCCGUAGAAGACACCUUAUCCAACCCCGUAGAAGACACCUUAUCCAACCCCAUAGAGGACACCUUAUCCAACCCCAUAGAGUACACCUUAUCCAACCCCAUAGAGGACACCUUAUCCAACCCCAUAGAGUACACCUUAUCCAACCCCAUAGAGUACACCUUAUCCAACCCUAUGGAGGACAGCUUAUCCAACCCCAUAGAGGAAACCUUAUCCAACCCCGUAGAAGACACCUUAUCCAACCCCAUAGAGGACACCUUAUCCAACCCCAUAGAGGACACCUUAUCCAACCCCAUAGAGUACACCUUAUCCAACCCCAUAGAGGACACCUUAUCCAACCCCAUAGAGUACACCUUAUCCAACCCCAUAGAGUACACCUUAUCCAACCCUAUGGAGGACAGCUUAUCCAACCCCAUAGAGGAAACCUUAUCCAACCCCAUAGAGGACACCUUAUCCAACCCCAUAGAGUACACCUUAUCCAACCCCAUAGAGGAAACCUUAUCCAACCCCGUAGAAGACACCUUAUCCAACCCCAUAGAGGAAACCUUAUCCAACCCUAUGGAGGACACCUUAUCCAACCCCAUAGAGGAAACCUUAUCCAACCCCGUAGAAGACACCUUAUCCAACCCCAUAGAGGAAACCUUAUCCAACCCCGUAGAGGACAGCUUAUCCAACCCCGUGGAGGACACCUUAUCCAACCCCGUAGAAGACACCUUAUCCAACCCCAUAGAGUACACCUUAUCCAACCCUAUGGAGGACACCUUAUCCAACCCCAUAGAGGAAACCUUAUCCAACCCCGUAGAAGACACCUUAUCCAACCCCAUAGAGGAAACCUUAUCCAACCCCGUAGAGGACAGCUUAUCCAACCCCGUGGAGGACACCUUUAUCCAACCCCAGUACACCUUAUCCAACCCCGUAGAGGACACCUUAUCCAACCCUGUGGAGGACAGCUUAUCCAACCCUGUGGAGGACAGCUUAUCCAACCCCGUAGAGGACACCUUAUCCAACCCUGUGGAGGACAGCUUAUCCAACCCUGUGGAGGACAGCUUAUCCAACCCUGUGGAGGACAGCUUAUCCAACCCCGUGGAGGACAGCUUAUCCAACCCCAUAGAGGACACCUUACCAAACCCCAUAGAGGACAGCUUAUCCAACCCUAUGGAGGACACCUUAUCCAACCCCAUAGAGGACACCUUAUCCAACCCCAUAGAGGACACCUUAUCCAACCCCAUAGAGGACACCUUAUCCAACCCCAUAGAGGACACCUUAUCCAACCCCGUAGAGGACAGCUUAUCCAACCCCAUAGAGGAAACCUUAUCCAACCCCGUAGAAGACACCUUACCAAACCCCAUAGAGGACAGCUUAUCCAACCCCGUAGAGGACAGCUUAUCCAACCCUGUGGAGGACAGCUUAUCCAACCCUAUGGAGGACAGCUUAUCCAACCCUGUGGAGGACAGCUUAUCCAACCACAUAGAGGCUGUAUGUGGGAGGAACAGUCAGCUGGAGGCUGUAUGGGGGAAGAACAGUCAGCUGGAGGCUGUAUGA
Molecule: messenger RNA, 1935 nt
Organism: Oncorhynchus masou masou (cherry salmon)
Lineage: Eukaryota; Metazoa; Chordata; Actinopteri; Salmoniformes; Salmonidae
Product: S-antigen protein-like
Exons: 3
Coding region: 1-1935 (644 amino acids)
Source: RefSeq, a predicted model, not a curated record